AUGUGGCACUGCUUCGGCCGCUCGUCGGACCUAGGCUACCUGCGCAAGCAACAUGUGUCAGUGUCAGCGGACGGCGGCUUCUACUUGCGGCUCCUCCGCGUUAAAACGGCUGAAGAACAAGGGUUAACGCUCAUACCUGACAAGGAGGACUUCCUGACAUGCCCGCUUCACUCGUUCGCGGUAGCUCUCGUCAUACAGGCCGCGCCCUGCGCGACUCUGUUAAGCCAGCUCCCUGAGCUUGUUGCGACGAGCGAGGAGCCGCUAGACCCUGGUGUGCCACUGCAGGCCUUGCUAGAAGAAGAGCCAGCUACGCUCAGGGUCGCCCUGAUGCCACCCUCGCCUGAUGUCGCCGCUCCCGUUCCCGCGCCAAGUCCCGUACCAAGCUGCAACUCAAGUCCCCAACCUGCAAGCACAGAAGCACAAGUGAGUAGUACAUCGAAGGCCAGCGCUGGGGAGAAGACGCGCGAUGAAGACGGUGUUCAGGCGUAUGUCAACCGCCUCCUCAAGCGCGUUGCCGAGCCCGGGGAGCCACGACCGACUUGA
Phytophthora sojae is the source of this 543-nucleotide messenger RNA. RefSeq lists its product as hypothetical. The transcript has a single exon. NCBI's taxonomy places the organism in Eukaryota, Oomycota, Peronosporomycetes, Peronosporales, Peronosporaceae. The coding region runs from base 1 to 543 and encodes 180 amino acids. The record is from RefSeq and is a predicted model, not a curated record.